AUCGAAACAAAAGUGAAAGUCCGCAAUGUGUCCAGGGUCCGGCUCUGUCACGAAUCUUGCAUCCCUACAGCAAUUUGAACAUUAUUAAAUUGUCGAAUCGACUCGGGACACGUAUUAUGCUUCGACUUCUUUGGACAAAUACCAUUGAGCAGUUUCAUCACCAGUACUAUCAUAUGUCCAGAAUGUCCACUUCGGUGGAGUAUAAAACAGACAGUACCAACAAUUGAUUGCCAACAACCUCUCUACAAGUGAAAUCAACUCACCAUCAUGUUUAUCCACCUCUCUACUGCUUUCGUUGUUCUCCUCGGCCUGACGGCCCUUGUCAACGCUGGAGUGCCAGCUGCUCGCCACGCUGCUCCCAUUGACAAGCGUAGCACUGUCGUGACGACCCGAACCAAUUAUUUAGCACUUGCGCGCGAAGAAUCUCCAGAACCGGACCCAGGCAAGAAGCCAGUAGUAACUGGGCGUGAAGAGUCCCCAGAACCGGACCCAGGAAAGAAGCCAGUAGUAACUGGGCGUGUAAGCUUUAUUUCACACCAAAUAGGCUGAUCAUGUUAAACUCACCAUACGAUGUAUGCAGGAGGAGUCUCCAGAACCGGACCCAGGCAAGAAGCCAGUAGUAAUUGGGCGUGAAGAGUCUCCAGAGCCGGACCCAGGCAAGAAGCCAG
Messenger RNA from Suillus plorans, 668 nucleotides. RefSeq lists its product as uncharacterized. Lineage: Eukaryota; Fungi; Basidiomycota; Agaricomycetes; Boletales; Suillaceae. The transcript is spliced from 6 exons. The annotation marks the transcript as partial. The record is from RefSeq and is a predicted model, not a curated record.